Oncorhynchus gorbuscha (pink salmon) is the source of this 3849-nucleotide messenger RNA. RefSeq names its product septin-8-A-like. The coding region runs from base 163 to 1425 and encodes 420 amino acids. The transcript has 10 exons. Gene Ontology annotation, biological process: cytoskeleton-dependent cytokinesis. Gene Ontology annotation, cellular component: cell division site; septin complex; microtubule cytoskeleton. Lineage: Eukaryota; Metazoa; Chordata; Actinopteri; Salmoniformes; Salmonidae. Gene Ontology annotation, molecular function: molecular adaptor activity; GTPase activity; GTP binding. The record is from RefSeq and is a predicted model, not a curated record.
CUGGAUUGUGUAGCUCCGAAGGCAAAUGGGAGUUUCCAGGAAGUAGCCAUAUUGGAAGCGCAAUCAAGCUUGUUCCACUGUGUCAGCUAGUUUACAGAGAGAGUGAGACGAGGGCAGUUUCCUUUCGCCCAGAUCGGCAUUAAAACGCAUACAUUUCGCACCAUGGCUGCUACGGACGUAGACAUAUUUUCUAAUGAAGAAAAGCGUAAUCUCAGUUUGGGUGGCCAUGUUGGUUUUGACAGCCUUCCCGAUCAGUUGGUCAGUAAAUCGGUGACACAGGGUUUCUGCUUCAAUAUCCUCUGUGUAGGGGAAACGGGUAUUGGAAAGUCGACGUUAAUGAAUACGCUUUUUAACACAAUGUUUGAGAAUGAGGAGGCCAGCCACUACCAGAAUGGCGUGUGUAUGCGGCCCAGAACAUAUGACCUCCAGGAGAGCAACGUCCACCUCAAGCUGACUAUUGUGGACACUGUGGGGUUCGGGGACCAGAUCAACAAAGAGGAGAGUUAUAAACCGAUAGUGGACUAUAUCGACACACAGUUUGAAAAGUACCUCCAGGAAGAGCUGAAAAUCAAGCGCUCCCUCUUCAACUACCACGACGGGAGGAUCCACAUCUGUCUGUACUUCAUCGCUCCCACGGGGCAUUCGCUGAAGUCCUUGGAUUUAGUUACCAUGAAGAAACUGGACAGCAAGGUGAAUAUAAUCCCCAUCAUCGCUAAAGCCGAUACAAUCUCCAAGAGCGAGCUCCAUAAAUUCAAGAUUAAAAUCAUGAGUGAGCUGGUGAGCAACGGAGUGCAGAUCUAUCAGUUCCCCACAGAUGACCACGCAGUCACAGAGAUCAACUCCUCCAUGAAUGCUCACCUCCCCUUCGCUGUGGUGGGGAGCGUCGAGGAGGUUAAAGUGGGAAACAAAACGGUGAGGGCCAGGCAGUACCCCUGGGGAGUAGUACAAGUGGAGAACGAGAGCCACUGUGACUUUGUGAAGCUGCGUGAGAUGCUGAUCAGGGUGAACAUGGAGGAUCUGAGAGAGCAGACUCAUGCCAGACACUACGAGCUCUACCGCCGCUGCAAACUGGAGGAGAUGGGAUUCACAGAUACAGACCCUGACUGUCAGCCGUUCAGUCUCCAGGAGACCUAUGAGGCCAAGAGGAAAGAGUUCAUGGGAGACCUGCAGAAGAAAGAGGAGGAGAUGCGACAGAUGUUUGUCAACAAAGUGAAGGAGACUGAGGCAGAGCUGAAAGAGAAGGAGAGAGAGUUACACAACAAGUUUGAGCAGCUGAAGCACAUGCACCAGGAGGAGAAGAGGAAGGUGGAGGAGAAGAGGCGAGACCUGGAGGAGGAAAUGAACGCCUUCAACCGCAGGAAAGUGGCAGCUGAGACAUUGUCCUUAGCCCAGCCACUCAAGAAGGACAAGGACAAAAAAAAGUAAUUAAUAUAUGGGCCCAAGCCAACCAUGGAUUUGUCUUCCAUCAUCAUAGCGAUGUCGACAUUUUUUUUUAAAUACAUUCCUUCAUGACAAUGUACACAUGGACCAAAGAUGCUGAUGGGACAGGAUCUGAAGAGAUUGAGCGAGAGAGCUGACUCGCUGAAAGUGGCCAUUCCCUUCUGGAUCAUUCAUGUUAUGAUUUGUCUUCUUUUUUUUAAAUACAUUUUGUUCGGUUUUUCUUUUUCUUGUUUGAGACUUACUGAUCUGUUUUGCUCACCCUCACUGGUUUUGUGACUGAAGGCACAACAAAUCAUGGACUUUCAACAUGCAAUGCUUUUUGGUACUGACAUGUAUUACCUUGUUCUCCCAUGUUGUCAGUUAAUGUAAUGUUAAUGGCUAAGCAUUUACUGGUAGUGUAGGUGAACUCAACUCACCACCAGCCAUACACCAGGGUUCCUCUAUCUGACGUUAGACAGUGGCCAUACACCAGGGUUCUGCUAUCUAACGUUAGACAGUGGCCAUACACCAGUGUUCCUCUAUCUGACGUUAGACAGUGGCCAUACACCAGGGUCCUCUAUCUGACGUUAGACAGUGGCCAUACACCAGGGUCCUCUAUCUGACGUUAGACAGUGGCCAUACACCAGGGUCCUCUAUCUGACGUUAGACAGUGGCCAUACACCAGGGUCCUCUAUCUGACGUUAGACAGUGGCCAUACACCAGGGUUCUGCUAUCUAACGUUAGACAGUGGCCAUACACCAGGGUUCUGCUAUCUGACGUUAGACAGUGGCCAUACACCAGGUUUCCUCUCUGACGUUAGACAGUGGCCAUACACCAGUGUUCUGCUAUCUGACGUUAGACAGUGGCCAUACACCAGGGUUCUGCUAUCUGACGUUAGACAGUGGCCAUACACCAGGGUUCUGCUAUCUGACGUUAGACAGUGGCCAUACACCAGGUUUCCUCUAUCUGACGUUAGACAGUGGCCAUACACCAGUGUUCCUCUAUCUGACGUUAGACAGUGGCCAUACACCAGGGUUCCUCUAUCUGACGUUAGACAGUGGCCAUACACCAGGGUUCUGCUAUCUGACGUUAGACAGUGGCCAUACACAAGGGUUCUGCUAUCUGACGUUAGACAGUGGCCAUACACCAGGUUUCCUCUAUCUGACGUUAGACAGUGGCCAUACACCAGGGUUCUGCUAUCUGACGUUAGACAGUGGCCAUACACCAGGUUUCCUCUAUCUGACGUUAGACAGUGGCCAUACACCAGGUUUCCUCUAUCUGACGUUAGACAGUGGCCAUACACCAGUGUUCUGCUAUCUGACGUUAGACAGUGGCCAUACACCAGGGUUCUGCUAUCUGACGUUAGACAGUGGCCAUACACCAGGGUUCUGCUAUCUGACGUUAGACAGUGGCCAUACACCAGGGUUCUGCUAUCUGACGUUAGACAGUGGCCAUACACCAGGUUUCCUCUAUCUGACGUUAGACAGUGGCCAUACACCAGGGUUCUGCUAUCUGACGUUAGACAGUGGCCAUACACCAGGGUUCUGCUAUCUGACGUUAGACAGUGGCCAUACACCAGGUUUCCUCUAUCUGACGUUAGACAGUGGCCAUACACCAGGGUUCCUCUAUCUGACGUUAGACAGUGGCCAUACACCAGGUUUCCUCUAUCUGACGUUAGACAGUGGCCAUACACCAGGGUUCUGCUAUCUGACGUUAGACAGUGGCCAUACACCACGGUUCUGCUAUCUGACGUUAGACAGUGGCCAUACACCAGGGUUCCUCUAUCUGACGUUAGACAGUGGCCAUACACCAGGGUUCCUCUAUCUGACGUUAGACAGUGGCCAUACACCAGGGUUCCUCUAUCUGAUGUUAGACAGUGGCCAUACACCAGGGUCCUCUAUCUGACGUUAGACAGUGGCCAUACACCAGGGUUCCUCUAUCUGACGUUAGACAGUGGCCAUACACCAGUGUUCUGCUAUCUGACGUUAGACAGUGGCGAUACACCUUAUAGAGUGGGGUCUGAAUUCUGUGCCAAAUUAGACCAGACCUUAGUCAUGAAUAGUGAUAACAAAACUGAUAAGUACAAUACCUGUAUAUUUAUAUUUUUGCAAACACGUAUAUGUAGGUACCAUCGAGUAAACUAGUCCAAAAUAUACAAUAAAUACUGGUGCUUUUUAUAUUCAUCCAGAAACAUGUAUGGUAAUAUUUUGAGCUUACGUGGUUUUAUUAAAAUGUAUAUGAUGAAGCACAUAAUGCUGUAUGUUUGUGAUGUACCAUAAGCCAUUGAUGUGAGAAGUCAGUUUACACUACCCAUAUGCAAAGCAGCGUCUAAUAGAGGCCACGACUUACAAUAGAAAUGUUUACAUCGAAAGGCUAGAAGAAAGAUGUACUCACUCACUUUAUUGGAAAUAAAUGCAAGCUCUCGCCUUG